GCACAGACACGGGCCCUUUGUGUCACGACCAGCUCCUCUGUGACGCACCGCCCCUUCGGCCCAGCUAUAUCAACCCGCCAUCCCACCCCGUCAUACAUCCUCUGUUAUACUCGAUCGACAUCCAGACAACAAUCAAACACACUCAACAGACUGAAGUAGUCGCCGACGACAGCAACGACACAGCCCACCCUCCACAAAACACCAGUCAAAAUGGGUCUUCUGCGUGGCAUCCACUACCUGGGCAGCUUCCUGCUGCUCGCCGCCACCGUCCUCUUUGUCAUCAGCUCCAUCUCGGCGCCGGUCGUCAACCGCAUCUCCAUGAUGACCGUCUACCUCGGUGGCAACGCCGACCGCAGCCCCUCGGUCACCUUUGGCACCUUUGGCUGGUGUGUCCAGAACGCCAAUGGUGUUACCAACGGCUGCUCCCGUUCCAUGGUUGGCUACAACAUCUUUGACAUCCUCGCCAACGUUGUCGAUGGCAACGAUGACCGCCUCGAGGAGUGGGCUGCCGCGACCGCCAACGGCCUGACCAACGUCAUGGUUCUGCACCCCGUCACUGCCGGCCUUGCCUUCAUCAGCUUCGUCCUCUCCCUCACCUCUGGCAUGUUCGGCGGCAUUCUCGCCAUGCUUGCCACUCUCUUCACCUUCAUUGUUGCCCUUGUCGUCGUCGUGUGCGACUUUGUGCUCUUCGCCUACGUUCGGGACCAGGUCCGCGACGCCGAGAGCAACAACUGGACCAUGUGGGGCUCUGCCAGCUGGACUGCCCUUGCUGGCAUGAUUCUCAUCUUCAUCGCCUUCAUCAUCACCUUCAUCACCUGCUGUGCCGGCCGCCGCGAGAAGAAGCGCCAGAGCGCUGUCGUCAAGGAGUCCCACCACGACUAUGGCACUCCUGCCCGCCGCCGCCGCUUCUGGCAGCGUCGCUAAGCGAUCCACUUGAUGAUUUGAUCCGCUGAGGAGCGUGGCGCGACAUUUAUACCAUGAAAGAGUGCAGACGACUCGCUCGAUACCUCAAAAAACUUACCUUAAUGAUGCUUAUGAUAUACGAAAGUUGUACAUACGAGAUGUAUCUACACCUGGGGAAGUAGGGGG
Microdochium trichocladiopsis is the source of this 1089-nucleotide messenger RNA. RefSeq names its product SUR7/PalI family-domain-containing protein. Gene Ontology annotation, cellular component: plasma membrane; growing cell tip; cell division site. NCBI's taxonomy places the organism in Eukaryota, Fungi, Ascomycota, Sordariomycetes, Xylariales, Microdochiaceae. The transcript has 2 exons. The record is from RefSeq and is a predicted model, not a curated record. The coding region runs from base 211 to 924 and encodes 237 amino acids.